ACCUUCAUAACACAACAUUACAAACUGUCAAAACAUAUGUGAAGAAUUCAAAACAAAAAUAGGAAAUUUUAUAAAUGAAGUGUUUUGUCGAACCAGAAGAUACGGUUUCUGAUUCUUUGCAAAAUAUCCUUUUAACACAGAUUUUGACAUUAACAUCUUUAGUGAUUGGAAUAUGGAUAACAAUUUACCUACUGAGUUCGAUAUAAUUGUAGUGGGUACAGGAGUUGUUGAAUCUAUUGUCUCCGCAGCAGCUAGUAGAAAUGGAAAAAGAGUACUUCAUCUAGAUAACAAAAGUUACUAUGGAGGACAUUGGGCAUCAUUUAACCUUGAAGAUUUCCAAAAUAUUGGAACAGACGAUACACUUCCGACACAGACAAAUACAUAUCAGAGUUUCGGUAAGGCUGGAGAAUUAUUCCAAGCCUUUGGAAAUGAUCUGAGGAACAUAAGAAAUUUCCAAACCAACUGGCAUAUAGAAAAGAACUUGCCUAAUAUCUCUGAUGCUUCAAGUAGUGAAGCACCUCAGGAAAAGAAAGAAGAGAGAAAAGAAACAAAUGAUGAGACUGAAACGAAUCCUGAUGAUAAGAGUGCAGGAGAUUUGGGAGAAGUGUUAGGUGGAAUUUGUGAAGAAACUGAAAAAUUGCAAGUUACAGUUCAGGAACAAAAUAUUGUAACGCAAGCAUCUUUGAAAAAAGAUUAUAGGAAAUUCAUUAUAGAUCUUUGUCCGAAGCUACAUUUCGCUCGAGGAGAUUUCGUGGAACUACUCAUAUCAUCGAAUAUCGCUCGGUAUUCAGAAUUCAGAAGUGUUAGUAGAGUGCUCACUUGGAUUAAUGGAAAUAUAGAGGUAGUUCCAUGUUCCAGAUCGGAUGUUUUUGCUAACAAUAAGGUUUCCGUUGUUGAAAAAAGAAUGUUGAUGAAAUUGCUUACUUCAAUUGAGGAAGAUGAGAAAAAUUUAGUUUUGCCAGCCGAAACUACUUACAAGAGUUUGCUUAAGAGUAAAAAGUUGUCAGAUAAUAUAAUACAUUUUGUUUUGUAUGCAUUAUCGAUGAGCACUGAUGAAACUUCAUGGUUAGAUGGAAUAAGAGGCACAAAAAGGUUCCUUCAAAGUUUAGGCAGAUUUGGCAGGACGCCGUUUCUAUUUUCGAUGUAUGGAAGUGGAGAAAUAACACAGGCGUUUUGUAGGUUAAGUGCUGUGUUUGGAGGUAUAUUCGCACUGAAUCAGCCUCUUCACGGAUUCUUCACAAAUUCUGAGAACCUCUUCCAAUCUCUAAUAUGUGGGGAACAAAGAAUCAGUGCUCCAUAUUUGGUUAUGAACAUGGGUAUGGUUCCGUCUCAGUUCCUAGAAAAAACAGAAGUUAGAAUGAUAUCCAGAGCCGUAUUUAUAACUGAUAAGUCUCUGAUGGACAGCGAGAGGGAACAUCUGACCCUUUUGUUAUAUCCUUUGAAAAAUAAGAAAUUGUGUAGAGUUUUAGAAUUGGGCACACUGACCGGAACAUGUCCGAAAAAUUUAUUCUUAGUACAUUUAACUGCGGUAGGAAUAUCAAGUCCAGAAGAAGAUCUGCAAGAGUGCAGGGAUAGCCUUUUCACUUUCGAAAAUGAUUCUACAAACAAAUGUGGAAAUCCAAGAAUAUUAUGGUCGUGUUAUUUCUCAAUUCCCGAUACCAAUGAUCAGAAGUUCGAGAGUUCAUUGCCUAAAAAUAUAUUCGUAUGUCCAGGACCUGAUACUGAUCUUGAUUACGAUUCUUCAGUGAAAAAGGCAAGAGAAAUAUUUUCUUCCAUAUACCCAGGGGAAGUAUUUCUUCCAAGAGCUCCUGAUGCCGAAGAAAUAGUAAUUGAGGAAGAACCGGAGGCUGCUUCUGAAGCUGAAGUUUCCGGUAAUGAUUCGAAGGAGGAAGAAGGAGAGGUGGAACAGACUAAGGAAGAAACUGAAUAUACUGAAUUUGCUGUAGAAGCAAAACCUUCAACCUCAGAAGUGGAUGCUAUCAAGGAUGAGAAAAACAAUGAAGGAAUUGAGGAAUGUUCUGAAGUUCAGGAAAUUACACAAUAGGAAUAAAAAAUAUACUGGUAUAUUGUGAUAAAAUUAUUCAUUUUAUGUGACAAAUAGUUGAUGUUUUUAAAGUUUUCGUUCAUAUUUAUACCAAUACAGGAUUCUUUGUUUGCUUAUUAUGUUCGGUUCUUAAUUUAUCUGAUUAUAUUGUAUAUACUCAUACUUUAAUUGUCAAAAAAGCGAAUUGGAUAUAAAUUGAAUUAAAAUUUGCAGAUUGUGAA
Coccinella septempunctata (seven-spotted ladybird) is the source of this 2265-nucleotide messenger RNA. It is a transcript of the gene Rep, whose product is annotated as rab proteins geranylgeranyltransferase component A. The coding region runs from base 173 to 2044 and encodes 623 amino acids. Gene Ontology annotation, cellular component: cytoplasm; Rab-protein geranylgeranyltransferase complex; cytosol. Gene Ontology annotation, biological process: small GTPase-mediated signal transduction; protein geranylgeranylation; vesicle-mediated transport. Gene Ontology annotation, molecular function: GDP-dissociation inhibitor activity. The record is from RefSeq and is a predicted model, not a curated record. The transcript is spliced from 9 exons. Lineage: Eukaryota; Metazoa; Arthropoda; Insecta; Coleoptera; Coccinellidae.